UUGAUUCCGCUUGUGUGACCGCUGUAACUGAAAACAUUUCAACGAUAGAUGUCUCGGAAAUUUUGAGUUCCUCAAAAGAUAUGACAUUUAAAUCACGACAGUAACUAAGGAGUAACUAAUUCGUAAUCACUAUGAAUAUGUUACUAAUUUAAAUUACGUUAACAUUAGCUAUGCUAGCUAGAGUUAGCUAACUUGAAAAGGAUUGUGGAAGUUUGCAGGAGGCGGCUUGUUCAGACAGGUGGUGUCAGCAGUUGGAAAUGGAGGCCUUUUUGGGGACUCUGCAAGAUCAUGACGCGAGCUCCGUCCUGACGUCUUGUGAGCCCGAGCUCCUGGAGCUCAUGCGCCAGAUUGACAUAAUGGUAGCCCACAAACGGACCGAGUGGGAGGCAGAGAUGGGAGCCCUGGAGGGAAAGUUACAGAAAAACGAAGAGGAGCUGCAGUCAGCCAAUGAUCAGUUACAGACCAAACAUACAGAGGUCAGUGUGCUCCGCCAACAGCUGGAAGAGAUGCAGACUGAGAGGCAGGAGAUGAUGACCAAGUAUGAGGAGCAGCUACAGCACGUACGAGAAGAGUUGUCCAGGCUGAAACGCAGCUAUGAGAAGCUCCAGCGCAAGCAGCUGAAGGAGGCCAGAGAGGGAGCAAAGAGCCGAGAGGAGGACAGGACAGAACUGACCAGGCUCACCAGCAAGAUCGAGGAGUUUCGACAGCGCUCUGUGGAGUGGGAACAGCAGCGGGUUCAGUACCAGAAGCAGGUGGCCUCCCUGGAGGCCCAGAGGAAGGCCCUGGCUGAGCAGUUCCAGCUCAUGCAGCAUUCUCAGGCGCGUGGCAGAGAGCUGGAGCAGAGCGGACAGGCCAGCCAGCUGGAGGUGCAGCUGCUGCGCGGUCAGCUGGAGAGGGCACAGGACACCCUGCGCGCACAGGACCUGCAGCUGGAGCGCCUCACUCUGCUGCAGGAGGAGCUGGGAGACUCCCAGAGGGAACGGCAGGUCAGCAACACGGUACUGAGCGAAGAGAAAGCAGAGUUACUGGCCACACUCAACACCCAGGACGAGUUUGUGCGUGACUCAGGACUUCAGUUGAAUCAGCUGCGCAGUGAACUGGCCAGGUUGACACAGGCCCUGCAGGCUAAAGAGCAUGUUAUCAAGUCCCUGGAGGAGUGUCUGAGGAAUAAGGGUGUGUCUGCAAGCCUUGCCUCUCUGAGACAGGAACUGGAGAAGACUGUCACCCAGCUGCAAAGCUCACGUGCCUGCGAGGGACAUCUGAAAGCCGAGGUGGCCCGUCUGCGCAACAGCCUUGAGAGCCUGCAAGGAUGUGAAAGUUUGAAGAAUGAAAGUUUAGUCAAGAAACCGCAGAAGCUGAAGGACUUGGAGGAUCAACACAGUUGCUCAUUACGGGAAGUGAAGAAGCUGAAGGAUGAGCUGCAGCGGAUGGAACAGACGCGGCGCGGGGAAACGGAGGGCAUGAGGAAGGAGGUUUCCCAGCUGACGAACGAGCUGCACCAGCGCGACAUCACCAUCGCCACACUCAGCGGCUCCGCCUCCAGCAUUGAGCGCCAGUUACGGGCGGAGGUGGAGCGGGCGGAGCGACGAGUGGCCGAGCUCAAGGUGACUCAGGUGCAGCUGGAGACGAUGAAGAUUGAGAACCAGCACCUGACGGACAUGCUGGAGCGACUGGAGUCCAGGUCCCCCCAGAAAGGUGACGGCUCGCUGGCCUCGCUCAGGGACAGCUACGUGUCGUCCAUGAGCAGCCUGGAGCAGGAGAACCAGCAGCUGCGGCAGGAGCUGGGGGAGGUGCGCGCCCGCCUGGAGGCCUACACCAAGACCUGGCAGGAAAAGCUGGAGAGGGCACUGCUGCAGAACCAGGACAAGCUGAGCCAGCUCCGCUUGGCAGAAGAAAGGAAAAUUGCGGAGAUCCAGCGAAAGCACAGGGAGGAGAUGCUUGCCAUGGAGAUGAAGAAGCAGGAGAGCACAGCUCGCUAUGAAGAGGAGAUCCAGCGUCUUCGGAGACAGGUGGAGGCCCCUCCUCAGUCUUCCCCUGACAUGCCAGACAGCCAGUCCCUUGCCAGCAGGUCCCAGUCAGCCAAACCUGCUUCCUCUGGCUCCUCCUCCUCCUCCUCUUGUGAGGCAAAGAAGAUACCUAAGGAAGACCCCUCUUUGCUCACUGCUGCCCCUGAUGGCAAUGAAGGGUGCUGCUCCGACUCCAGCUUAGUUGAAUCGCUGCACCUGCUGGGAAGAGAGGCGCUGUCUCCCCUGGUAUCCGCGGGCACCUCCCCCACGAACUCCGUGGCCUCCCGGUUCCUGGAGGAGGAAACGGUGCGCUCCAGGGAGCUGCUGCAGCGGCUGGACACCCACAUUCAGGACAUGAAGGAGGACACCUCCAAGACAAUAAGGAAGUACCUGGAACAGUGCACAGCGGCCCCAUCUGACUAGGCACCUGGUGCUCGAUGGACACCACAGGGGGGUAUAUUUCCUCAGCCACAGUGCUAUUCACAGCUGCCAAAGGAGUCCCCUGCACACAGAGGCAGUAAUUCAGCAGCAGUGUAAACACUAUUUGAGCAGGGUUCAUUAAGUGCUUAAUAACGACAAUGAGUAGGAGGGAACUGUAGAGCUCAAUUCUCAUUGGAUGAAUGAAAGGCCCUGUAGCCUGUAGAGGUUGUGUGAAAAAUGGCUAUGCAGGGUUUGGUGCCAUUGGACGUGGACCUAGUCCAGUUUUUAAUUGUUAAUUACGGUUUACGUUUACAGCUUUGGAUUUCAAAAAACA
Molecule: messenger RNA, 2760 nt
Organism: Megalops cyprinoides (Indo-Pacific tarpon)
Lineage: Eukaryota; Metazoa; Chordata; Actinopteri; Elopiformes; Megalopidae
Gene: cep63
Product: centrosomal protein 63
Exons: 15
Coding region: 258-2429 (723 amino acids)
Biological process (GO): centriole replication; de novo centriole assembly involved in multi-ciliated epithelial cell differentiation
Cellular component (GO): centriole
Source: RefSeq, a predicted model, not a curated record